AUGAAGUUGUCAACAAGUGCGUUGUUGGCGUCAAGCAUAGUGUCUGCCAAUGGUGCAUCCCUCAGUCUGUUGAAUGACUUACUAGAUAUUGUUCCAAUUCUGUCCCCUGGACCUUCAUCUACAUCAACAGACCCAAAUCAAUAUGUGAACUUGUUUCUAGGAGCAGACGGUGGUGGCCAUGUUUUCCCUGGUCCAACUCUUCCAUUUGGAAUGGUUAAAAUGGGCAUCGAUGUAAUCAACUCUGCAGCUGGAGAUGCAUACUCCGGAUAUGCACCUGAUGGUCAAGUUGACGGUAUCUCAAUGAUGCACGAGAGUGGUACUGGAGGUGCUCCUGAAUAUGGCGUCGUCGCCCAACUACCACUGACUGGAAAUGUCAAUUUAGCAAUUGACAAUAGUCAGCCCAGACCUGACAACGCAUCUAUCGGUUAUUAUCAGAUCUUCCUGCAAAACGGUGUUGAGGUCGAGUUUGCUCCUACUGCCCAUGCGGGUAUUUACCACUACACAUUCCCUGCUGAUCAAGCUGCUAACGUGGUCGUCAACAUCACCCAUCAUCUAAGAGCUCCCAGUAGACCCUACUGGACCCAGUACUUCACUGGCGGCAAUGUCGCUGUCUCUAGCGACUUGUCCCAAUAUACAGGAGAAAGUACUUUCAAAGGUGGUUGGGGUGAGCAGGGAGACUGGUCGAUUUACUUUUGUGGACAAUUUGAUACCCCUGCAAAGUCUGUAUCCAGUUUUGUUGGCCAAGCUUCUUCAUCUUCCUUGACCGCCAGCUCCAGUUCUCAGGAUCAGGCUGCUGGUGUUAUCUUUACUUUCCCAGAUGGUGCUACUGAUGUUAACAGUAGAGUCGGAAUUUCAUUUUUAUCAACUGAUCAAGCAUGUGCAAACUUGGCAGCCGAGAUUAAUCACUACGACGUCCAAACAACCACCUCUCAAGCUUUAGACGCUUGGCAAUCAGAAGUCUUUGAUAAAGUAACUGCUGAUACAUCAAACUCAACUAUCGCCACUAUGUUGUACUCUUCUUUGUAUGCUACACAUCUUUUACCCUCUAACAGAACCGGUGAAAACCCUCUAUGGACUUCAUCUGAACCCUACUACGAUGAUUGGUUCACUAUUUGGGAUAUUUUCCGUUGUUUGACACCUCUUUAUAAUAUCAUGAAUCCUGAUCAUGCUUCAGGAAUGGUCAGAGGUCUCAUCGACACCUACAAAAACAAUGGCUAUAUGCCAGAUGCUAGAUCUGCCAACCAAAACGGUAGGACUCAAGGUGGUAGUAAUGCUGAUAUUGUGCUCGCUGAUGCUUAUAUUAAGAAUAUUGGUCAAGGUGAGAUCAACUGGAAUGAUGGUUAUAGUGCCAUGGUUAAAGAUGCCGAAGUUCAACCCCCAAAUAACAAUGAUCCCUUUGCACCCGAUUCCUCCACCAAGGAAGGUCGAGGCGCUCUUCCUGACUGGUUGAAAUAUGGUUAUAUCACCCGAAACUACACAAGAAGUGUUACUAGAACAAUGGAGUAUGCUAUGGAUGACUUCGGCCUUUCUGUCGUGGCUCAAGGACUUGGCAAAACUGCUGACUACCAAAAAUACUUGAACCGUUCUGCCAACUGGAGAAAUAUUUGGAACCCAGAAGCUUCUGCAAAGGGCUACAGUUAUAAAGGAUUCAUACAGCCUAGAAAUUCUGAUGGUACAUUCAACAACACUAAUUAUGAUCCCAUGUCAUGUGGUGGCUGUUAUUGGGGAGAUGAUGAGUACGAGGGCAAGCCUGUUGAAUAUGGUUUUGCUGUACCUCAUGACAUAGCUACUCUUGUAGAGUAUGCAGGUGGCGAUCAAACCUUCAUCAAACGUUUGGAUGAUAUGUUCGGUGUAUAUGGAGGAGCAGUUCUUGGCGAUAUUGGCAACGAACCAAGCUUUUUAACCCCAUUUUUGUACAAUUUUGUCAAUGCUCAAUAUAAAACUGUUGAGACAACCCGGUACUUGAUUAACAAUCACUUUAAUUCUGGAAACAGUGGACUUCCAGGAAACUCCGAUGCGUAA
Molecule: messenger RNA, 2022 nt
Organism: Sugiyamaella lignohabitans
Lineage: Eukaryota; Fungi; Ascomycota; Dipodascomycetes; Dipodascales; Trichomonascaceae
Exons: 2
Coding region: 1-2022 (673 amino acids)
Biological process (GO): glycoprotein catabolic process; carbohydrate metabolic process; protein quality control for misfolded or incompletely synthesized proteins
Cellular component (GO): nucleus; cytosol
Molecular function (GO): peptide-N4-(N-acetyl-beta-glucosaminyl)asparagine amidase activity; carbohydrate binding
Source: RefSeq, a predicted model, not a curated record